AUUUAGGACAAUAGACCCACUAUUAAUGGGGCCAACCUGUGUAUUCCUGGCAUCCAAAGUGGAGGAGUUUGGUGUCAUAUCAAACAGUAGACUUAUAACAGCCUGUCAGACUGUCAUAAAGAACAAGUUCUCCUAUGCCUUCAACCAGGAGUUUCCAUACAGAAUAAACCAUGUACUAGAAUGUGAAUUCUACCUAUUAGAAAUGAUGGACUGCUGCUUGGUGGUGUACCACCCAUACCGACCUCUGACCUCAUAUGUACAGGACAUGGGACAGGAGGACACAGUCUUGCCUCUGGCAUGGCGAAUAGUGAAUGACAGUUAUCGGACAGAUGUUUGUCUACUGUAUCCUCCCUUCAUGAUCGCACUGGCUGCGCUGCACAUGGCCUGUGUCAUCCUUCAGAAAGAUGCCAAACACUGGUUUGCAGAAUUGUCAGUUGAUAUGGAAAAGAUGUUAGAGAUCACCCGAGUCAUCCUGCGUCUGUAUGAUCUGUGGAAACAGUACGAUGAAAGGAAGGAGAUCCUCAGUCUGCUCAGUAAGAUGCCCAAAGCUAGGGUCGCCCAGCCUGGGCAAUCAUCAUCAGAUGGAAAACAAGGCUCACAAGGGGGUUCUCAGAAGUAGUAUUUGUGCAUGGGGUUUCCUAAUAUUGAGUAAUGUGAUAUUGCCCCAACCUUUAAGUAUCCUUUUGACAAAUAUUUAUAACUGAACACACAACAAAAAGUUAGCUACUAUGGGGAGCUUUUGAAACACACUCUGUCUCUUUGUCAACCCGGUAAAGAUCUCAUCUUGGAGUUCUGUUGUCACGUGACUUGAUGUGAUUAUCACAUGACAAGAGACAGUCAUAUACAGGCUUCAGGUAGUCAUGCCCCGU
Messenger RNA from Branchiostoma belcheri (Belcher's lancelet), 869 nucleotides. Its product is annotated as cyclin-C-like. The coding region runs from base 26 to 619 and encodes 197 amino acids. The transcript has 9 exons. The record is from RefSeq and is a predicted model, not a curated record. NCBI's taxonomy places the organism in Eukaryota, Metazoa, Chordata, Leptocardii, Amphioxiformes, Branchiostomatidae. Gene Ontology annotation, biological process: positive regulation of transcription by RNA polymerase II. Gene Ontology annotation, molecular function: cyclin-dependent protein serine/threonine kinase regulator activity. Gene Ontology annotation, cellular component: mediator complex; nucleus.